AUGUCAGCAUCGGCUGAGAUCUCAACAUCGGCAUCAAUCGGACAAUUGUUGCGUGCACAGUUCGCUUUGAACAAUAUGACGACGAAUGAGGAGAAGCCGAAGACUGUUGGAUUCAAUGGUGAGUUGGAAUUUGGGGCGAGGAGUUUGGCUAACUUGAAAUCUAGAUUUUAGAUUCGGAAGUUUUUCUGGAAAUUUGUAUGACCACAAAUUUGCGCUUUACGAAAAAAAUUUCUUUUUUUCUCAUUUAAUAGUAGGUUCAGAUUAGGCCUCAGACAUCACAGGAUCAUUUUUCCAAAAAAAUCCUCUUACACUAACUUUUCUAAAAUUUUGAAAUCUAGAAAGACUAUGACUAUACAAUUUUUUUGUACGAAAAAAAAAACUUUUUUUUUUCGAAAAUAACAAAAAAAAGUUCCCACAACAAUUUGUUGAGGGAAUCUUUUUUUGAAAAUAAAUUUUCUGAAAACUAGAAAAUUUCCGAAAUUCCAAAAACAAACUGCAGAUCAAAAUUGUACGCCUUCUGAAUUCUAUUGAAGCCUCCAAAAGCCUUCUGAAGCCUCCAAAAGCCUUCUGAAGUUUCAACAAUUUUUCUGAAGUUUCAAAAAUCCUUCUGAAGCCUUCUGAAGCCUACAAAAGCCUUCUGAAGCCUACAAAACCCUUCUGAAGCCUCCAAAAGCCUUCUGAAUCCCAUUGAAGCCUAUUGAAGCCUUAUGAAGCCUUCUGAAGCCUCCAAAAGCCUUCUGAAGCCUCUAAAAGCCUUCUGAAGCCUCCAAAAGCCUUCUGAAGUCUCCAAAAGCCUUCUGAAGCUUCCAACAGCCUUCUGAAGCCUCUAAAUACCUUCUGAAGCCCUCAAAGAGCCUUCUGAAGCCUACAAAAGCCUUCUGAAGCCUUCAAAAGCCUCCUAAGAAUAUGUCCAGCGCUAGAACACCGUAAAUCUAAUCUCCAAAUUUCCUCCAGAAUCCGAAAACAUGCGUCUCUACGAGCUAUACAGCAACAAACGCGAAGAAUAUCACUCAACACGACCAUCCGGGCAACGAAAUGAGGAAGUACCCAUGGUAAGUAUCUAGUAGUAGGAGCAGUUGAUGACAGAUGUUCCCCCAUCCCCUUUUCCGAAAUAUAAUGAGAGUGUUCUUCUUCUAAAAUGGGAAGGAAGGCAGGUGUCACCCACCCGGGCGAGCACAACAAAAAUGUUUACAUUUUGUGUGGUUUUGGGAGCGGAAAGGGAAAGGGAAGGGAAACAUUGAAAGCAAUUAGUGGCUGAACAAUUUAUUUUUGAAAUUUCAAACAUUCUAGACUAGAUUUUGAGCAUUUUUCAAUUGAAUCAGGGUGAUCAUUUUUUAUUCUAGACUAGAUUUAAGCUCCUAAGCUAAAAAUAAGGUUUUCAGAUUAUUUUUAAGGGCCUUGGCUCAAAAAUAAUGGUUUUAAGCCAUCUUAAGGGUCGUUAGCUCAAAAUUAAGGGUUUUCAGCCAUUUUUAAGGUCCUUAGCUCAAAAAUAAGUUUUUUAGACCGCAAUUUAAGCUCCUAAGCUUAAAAUAAGGGGUUUCAAGGCAUCUUUAAGGUCGUUAGCUAAAAAUUAAGGGUUUUCAGCCAUUUUUAGGAGCCUUAGCUCAAAAAUAAGUUUUUUAGACCGCAAUUUAAGCCCCUAUAAGCUAAAAAUAAGGGUUUUGAGCCAUUUUUAGGGGCUUUAACUCAAAAAUUCGGAUUCUAGGCUAUUUUUAAGCUCCUGGGCUCAAAAAUUCGGAUUCUAGGCCAUUUUUAAGUUCUGGGCUCAAAAAUUCGAAUUCUAGGCUAUUUUUAAGCUCCUGGGCUCAAAAAUUCGAAUUCUAGGCUAUUUGUAAGCUCCUGGGCUCAAAAAUUCGAAUUCUAGGCUAUUUUUCAGCUUCUGGGCUCAAGAAUUCGGAUUCUAGCCUACUUUUAGGCUCCUGGGCUCAAAAAUUCGGAUUCUAGGCUAUUUUUAAGCUCCUGGGCUCAAAAAUUCAGAUUCUAGGCUAUUUUUAAGCUCCUGGGCUCAAAAAUUCGGGUUCUAGGCUACUUUUAAGUUUCUGAGCUCAAAAAUUCGGAUUCUAGGCUAUUUUUAAGAUCCUGGACUCGAAAAUUCGAAAAAAAUCCAGAAUCUAGCCAAAACCAUAAUUCCAGGACACCCUAGCUCGAGAAUGGGCAGCCGAAAUAACCUCAAUGGGUUUCGCCGAGCGAACUCCCGCCCAAAUCAAGCAACGCAUUCGAGACAUGCGAAAAUUCUCGCGAAAACACGCUCACAAGCUCGGUAUAACCGGGUUGAGCAAUUCAUCCUCUUCACCAACACCUUCAACGAUUUCCUCCGCAUCUGGGCUAGAUUUAGACAAAUUAUCAGCUGAAUUUAAUUGGGCUGAGACGAAGAGGAGAUCAAGGGGACCAGUGCCUGAUUGGAUGUCUGGACUGGCGCAGAUCAUGAUGACUGAACAAGAGAAACAUCAGGAGGAGGCUGAUGUUACGAGUGAUGUGAUGGAUGCGACAUUUGGACCGAAGGCGAAACGAUUGAAGUUGGCGAAACAAUCACAACCCAAUCAACAUACACAUGCUGAACUUAUGAAUCAACAAAAAGCGAGUAUUGAACAACAAUUGAUUAUUCAGAAAUUGAAACAGCAACAACAAAUUAAGUUGGAAGAGGAGGAAGCGAGAAGAAGAGAUCGGGAGAUACGAGAAAUGAGUCCGGAAACUGCAUUGAUUGAGAAGAAGUUACAGUUGGCUGAUGCGAAAUUGGAAUCUGAACGAUUACGGCAACAGGUAAUUCGGAUUCUAGAUCAUUUCUGAAGUCCAGAGCUCAAAAAAUUGGAUUCUGGCUCGAAAAUUCGAAUUCUGGGUCGUUUUGAAGCUAAGCUCAAAGAUUUGGACUCCAGGGUCAUUUUUGAAGUUUCAGAGCUCAAAAAUUAGGUUUUAAAACCAUUUCAAAAGUUCUAGGCUCGAAAACUUGGAUUCUAGAUCAUUUUUAAAGUCCUAGGCUCGAAAAUUUGGAUUCUUGGUCAUUUUUAAGGUCGUGAGCUCAAAAAUAAGGGUUUUAUGCCAUUUUCAAGGUCCUAGGCUCAAAAACAGGUUUUAAAACCAUUUUUAAGAUCCUAGGCUCAAAAAUUUUGGAUUUUUUAGCUCCUAGGCUCAACAAAAAUUUGGAUUCUACGUCAUUUUUCAAACUCCCAAGCUAAAGAAUGAGGUUUUUAGAUAUUUUUUAGCAACCUUAGCUGAAAAAUUCAAAUUCUUGGCCCGAGCUCAAAAACGAGGUUUUAAAACCAUUUUUCUAGGGUCAAAAAUAAGGGUUUCAUGCCAUUUUCGAGGUCCUAAGCUCGAAAAUUCAGAUUCUGAGCCAUUUUAAGCAACCUUAGCUUAAGAAUGAGGUUUUUAGGUCAUUUUUAAAGUCCUAGACUCGAAAAUUUGGACUCCAGGUCAUUUUGAAGGUUCAAAGCUCACAACUUCGAAUUUUGCGUCAUUUUCAAGGUCCUAAGCUCGAAAAUUUGGAUUCUUGGUCAUUUUUAAGCUCCCAAGCUCAAAAAUGAGGUUUUAGGUCAUUUUUAGGCGCCUGAGCUCACAAAUUGGAUUUUUCAAGUUACUAGGCUCGAAAAUUCGAAUUCUUGGUCAUUUUCAAAGUCCUUAGCUCAAAAAUCAGGUUUUUAGGCCAUUUUCAAGGUCCCAAGCUCAAAAAAUUGAAGUUUUCCCGCUGGAAUCUCAGAUCUCAACAAAACUUGUCAAUUUCAGGCUCUUCGACUCGAAAUCUCUUAUUACCAACGUCAAACUCAACUCUACGACGAACAAAUUCUACAAACUGCCAACGAAUUAGCCACGUCAACAAGUCCAGUUGUGGAUUUUCUGAAUUUCAAGUUAAACGGAUCGACGAAAAUUGAAAUGGAUUAG
This is a messenger RNA of Caenorhabditis angaria, 3876 nucleotides long. Lineage: Eukaryota; Metazoa; Nematoda; Chromadorea; Rhabditida; Rhabditidae. The record is from the annotation of a GenBank genome assembly.